AUGGAAAGAACGCGGAGGAGUUUACGGAGAGCCAUUUUCAGUUUUCUAGUGCCGUUCUUGCUGGCAUGUAGUGUAAAAUGCGAGGCGCCAUUGGUGGACAGUAGCGCCCUGCCACUUGAGCACAGAUCAGUGUACGGCCCCCCGGCUCAAUACGGUCCCCCCGGUCACGGGGCCGAGGAGAAUUGGCCCCUGGCCUCCCCCGACACCCCCCAAAUCAAGCACCUCCAAGUCCAAUGUGAGAAGACUCACAUGCGAGUGAACAUUGAGUUCGACCGUCCCUUCUACGGUAUGAUCUUCAGCAAGGGCUUCUACUCGGAUCCCCACUGCGUCCACCUGAAGCCCGGAACUGGACACUUGAGUGCAACCUUCGAGAUCUUCCUGAACUCCUGCGGUAUGAGCAGCUCAGCCAAUCACAAUGUCGCAGCGUACGGCGCACCGACGCCGUCAGGAAGCUACGUCGAGAACACGAUCAUCAUUCAGUAUGAUCCCUACGUCCAGGAAGUCUGGGAUCAGGCCAGGAAACUCCGCUGCACUUGGUACGACUUCUACGAGAAGGCUGUGACGUUCAGGCCAUUCCAAGUUGACAUGCUUCACGCCGUCACAGCGAACUUCCUAGGCGACAAUCUCCAGUGCUGGAUGCAGAUUCAAGUUGGAAAGGGUCCUUGGGCCUCCGAGGUCUCCGGCAUCGUCAAGAUCGGUCAGACAAUGACCAUGGUCCUGGCUAUCAAAGACGACGAGAACAAAUUCGACAUGUUGGUGAGGAAUUGCGUCGCUCAUGAUGGCAAGAGGGCGCCCAUUCAGCUCGUCGAUCAGUACGGCUGUGUCGUCAGGCCCAAGAUCAUGUCGAGAUUCCAGAAGAUCAAGAAUUUCGGCCCAAGCGCGUCGGUCGUCAGCUUCGCAUACUUCCAGGCGUUCAAAUUUCCAGACAGUAUGAACGUUCACUUCCAGUGUGUCAUCCAGGUCUGCAGGUACAACUGUCCUGAACCAAAGUGUGGACAUCCAGGGCUCGAGUACGCGGGUGGAGCUGCAGGAAUCUCGUCGGAGUACGGAUCUCCAGUGCAUCAGAGUCUUGGCUCGGAGUACGGUGCGCCGCCAGUGCCUGAAUAUGGAGUCCCACCUGCAUACCCUGACCCCCGUCAUCCCAGCGGACCCGCUGGUGCAUACAGCGAACCAAAUCCCGACAUAGUGCCAGCACCGCAAGCUCAAACGUCCUCGUCGUCGCCGAGCUCAACCACAGGGGACUCCCCAGCCAGCAGCUCUCCCCAAAGUCCUCAGGACAGCAUUCACCUGCCGCCACCACCACUUCCUGGUCACCCUGCGGGAGCUUACCAAACGGUCAAGCGGAAGGGAACAGUCGGGCCUGAUGAACUUGAGGGCAAUCUGGCGACACUUGGGGGACGACCGAGGUCGGUUGAAGGCAUGCCAGCUGAGUUGAGAGGCGCCAGGAGGCGAAGGCAUGUGGACAUCAUCGAGAUCGAUCCCAGUCUUUUCCACGAGAUGACGGUGGUGUCGUCCCACGUGUACAAACGAGCAGCCCAGGAGAUGACGGACGUGAACACGUCUCGAAUAAUUCAGGUAGUAGCUCCAGGAGACGUCAACUUCGCGCUGGGUGCGGCGAGCACGAGCAACGACACAACAGUUGUGAUUUCGAACUCCUCGACCGAUCCCGAGACGAUCUGCAUGUCGUUGCCAGGUUUCGUCGGUGGACUAGUGAUGCUUCUGCUCGUCAUCAUCGUCGCCUCCCUCGUCGCAGCCUUCCUCUUCGUCCGGGUGCGAGCGGUCGACCGUAAAAAUGCCACCGCCAGCAGUCCCUACGCACACGCCAUCUAUCCCCCAGACGCCUGCAACAUUCCAAACACUGAAUUCGUCAAAGUCGCCAAUUGCUCAUCAUAAUGUCGGAUUAACGAAGAGAAACUCAGAGAGAGAUGACGGAGGACGAUUUACGACUGAGAACAAAUCGUCCUGCGCGUCUUUCUCAAGAUCAUUGACACAUACUUCAUUGAAAUCAUUUAAUUUCCAUCUUGCGAUUCAAUUUGCCCUUUCAGAAUUCUUCAUGUAAAUAAGAUCUCGAGAUUUGAUGAAGAGUCUCGUAGAAACUCAAGCGAGAAGCGAAAGGAAAUAUUCAAAAAUAUUAAGAUCAUUUUCGAAUGCGCUCUGCUCAUCGACGAAGCACUCGUGACUUGACAUGACUAUCAUCAUGAUUCAGUGGGUUUAGUUGAUCGGCUGUUUUGUCAUUGUGUCCGGCGUCUCGUCGAUGAGCAUCAGGCGUCGCUAUCCUGGUGGAGUCAGUGUAAAUAAUUAGCAGGGCAGCUCAGCAGAACUCCACCAGGAUGCCCAACGGGGCUACCCUGCCACCUGAUUUUUACUUCAAAAAUUAUCAUUACUCUAAAUCAUUUUGUCUCUUAUUUAUGUACUCACGUGAAUACUAUUCUAUCGAUUCUUCAUACCUCAUUCUACAUCCUCGGUCUAGGGUACUUUGGCUUACUUCGAGGUUUCAUUCAAUUUUAAUUUAUUUAUUUUUUUUGUGAUUACGAAUUGAAGGUCUACCUCGAUGACGACCCAAAAUACAUUUUCAAUUCUGUUUUUUUGGUCAUUUUGAAGUGUCAACUUCAGCUGUAUUCCUCGGUACUAAUGCAAUCGAGUCGCGGUAUUUGGCAGCGAAUACGAGACGAGAUUGAUGAUAACUUAACUUAUUUUUUUCUCUCUGUCACCAUUCAGUUUCAUUUCUACUUCUUCUCUUCAACACUUGUUGGUUUAAGUCAUUACGACGAUGCAUAUUCCCGGCGUGCUGGGAAUACGGUUAAUGUACGUGUCUUGAGUGCACGAAAAUUUGAUGAGCGCGCUGUAGGCGACUGUCGAAAUGCAAAAAAAUGGUACAGUAAG
Molecule: messenger RNA, 2883 nt
Organism: Diachasma alloeum
Lineage: Eukaryota; Metazoa; Arthropoda; Insecta; Hymenoptera; Braconidae
Gene: dyl
Exons: 5
Coding region: 1-1893 (630 amino acids)
Source: RefSeq, a predicted model, not a curated record